This is a messenger RNA of Saccharomycopsis crataegensis, 2112 nucleotides long. RefSeq lists its product as uncharacterized. The record is from RefSeq and is a predicted model, not a curated record. Gene Ontology annotation, cellular component: membrane; endoplasmic reticulum. Lineage: Eukaryota; Fungi; Ascomycota; Saccharomycetes; Ascoideales; Saccharomycopsidaceae. The coding region runs from base 1 to 2112 and encodes 703 amino acids. Gene Ontology annotation, molecular function: long-chain fatty acid-CoA ligase activity. The transcript has a single exon. Gene Ontology annotation, biological process: long-chain fatty acid metabolic process.
AUGGGCUAUCCAAUAGUUUAUCCCUCUCUUGUCAAAGAGGGCGAGACUUACGAGCAAACCGUCGCUCACUUCCCAUACCGUGAUGACCAGCUCGACAAAGCAGUUCCAUUACCAAACUCCCAAAAACCGGGAUUCUCUCCGGUCUUCAGAAACAACGUCUCGAAAGAUGGCCUCUUUUCUGGUCUCCACAAGGAUGCCAACACCAUUUAUGAAGCAUUCCAACACGUCCUCACCCAUCAAGGAGAUAAUGACUUCCUUGGUCGUCGUGAAGUGCUUGAGUCUGGUAAACUUGGCGGGUACAAGUAUGAGACCUACAAGCAAAUUGGUGCCAAGCGUGAUUGUGUAGGUUCGGGGAUCCUCAAAUGUAUUGAAAAGUAUCCAGAAGUCGAUGCUGACAACUUCAUCGUGUCGCUUUAUUCCGGUAACACUUACGAAUGGAUGCUUACUGAUUUGGCUUCCCAUGCCUUCAAAUUCGCCAACACCACCCUUUAUGACUCUCUUGGGAAGGAAUCAUCGGCGUACAUUUUAUCACUCACUGAAUCACCAGUGAUUGUUCUCUCUAAGGCCAACAUCACUAAAGUUCUUGGACUUGAAGAUCUCAGCCAUCUUAAAGUGAUGAUUUCGAUGGACGAAUUCAAAGAUGAUAAAGAGCAAGCUACUUUAGUCCAACAGGCGGAAGCCCGCGGCAUCGAACUUCUUUCAUUUGAGCAGCUCGUAGAACUCGGGGCCAAAUACCCUGCAGAACACCGUCCACCAACCCGUGACGAUCUUCUCACGAUUUCUUUUACUUCUGGUACUUCAGGAAUGCCAAAGGGGGUGGAACUCUCCCACGAAGCUUUCAUCAGCGGGGUGGUUUUCUGUUUCUGCCAUGUUAAUUUCCCAGAAAAUGUUUGUUCCUUUUGCUUUUUACCACUCGCCCACGUUCUUGAAAGAUUCAAAGUGGCGUUUGAGAUCUGUGUUGGUGCGAGAAUUGCCCUUCCUCAUAACCCUAGCGAUGUCAGAACUUUCUUGGAUGAUAUUAAGGAGCUUGGAAUUUCGUCGCAUUUAUGUACCGUUCCACGGGUGUAUUCCAAGAUUGAACAAGGGCUCCGUUCACGUUUUGCCUCACUUACCGGGAUUCAAGGAAUGUUGGUCCGCAAUGUCAUUGCUUUUAAAGGAUGGUAUGAUUACUCGUGGGGGGCCAACGGUAAAGGUUUGUUGAACAAAGUGAUCGACAAAGUUUUCCUCUCUAAAAUUAGGUCGCAACUUGGUUUUGCUCAGCUUGAUUUUUUGAUCAGUGGUGGGGCCCCAAUCAAUGCUUCUGCCAUUGAAUUCCUUCGUUCGGCGUUUGGUUGUGGGUUUUAUUCUGGGUACGGUCUUAGUGAGACGUUUGCUGCGGUUUGCUUAUCAAGCAAGUAUGAAACCAACCUUCGGUGUGUGGGGCCGGUCGGAGUGACUUGCGAGCUCCGUCUUCGUGAUGUUCCAGAUCUUGAUUACACUUGGGACGCCAACCGUAGUGGGGAAGUGAUGUUUAGAGGGCCUCAAGUGUUCACCAAGUACUUUAAGGAUGAGCAAAAGACCAAGGACGCUUUUGACGAAGAAGGAUGGUUCUAUACCGGGGACGUUGGACGUCUUGAUAAGGAUGGGAAGUUGGAGGUGAUUGACCGUGUCAAGAAUUUCUUCAAAUUGUCUCAAGGGGAAUACAUUGCGGUGGAGAAGAUUGAGAACAUUUAUCUUUCGAAUUGUGAAUUUAUGGAGCAGAUUUUCAUUUAUGGGGACUCACUUGAAGACCAUCUUGUGGGGAUUGUUGGGGUUACCCCGGAAUCGGUGUUGAAGUAUGCCAAACUGUGCAACGGCGCUGAUGUUCCAGAGCUUGGAUCGGCGGACGAGGUGGUGAAAAAGCUUGAGUCGAACGAUGUUGAGUUGCGGACGUGGCUUCUCAAAGAGUCGCAAAAGAACAUUGCGAAAUCAGGGUUGUUUGGGUUUGAAAAGUUCAAGAACGCGUACUUUUCAGUUGAUCCAUUGACGAUUGAGAAUAAUUGCAUGACCCCAACGAUGAAGUUGAAGCGUCCGAUUGCCAAAAAGGUUUACCAAGCGGAGAUUCGCCAGUUGUAUGCCGAGGGUAAUCUUUAG